Molecule: messenger RNA, 1746 nt
Organism: Gaeumannomyces tritici R3-111a-1
Lineage: Eukaryota; Fungi; Ascomycota; Sordariomycetes; Magnaporthales; Magnaporthaceae
Exons: 4
Coding region: 139-1641 (500 amino acids)
Source: RefSeq, a predicted model, not a curated record
UGACCCCGAUUUUUGCCCAACAGACUGGUUCAAUCCAUUACAACCAUCUUCGUCCAACUCGCGCAUACACAACCCCUCCAAAAAAUGCCACCCAUCUCUCGCCUACCCGCGAUGACGGCGCCCCAUUGAGAAGGCACGAUGUCCGCCGCCCUGACCUUCGGCAGCGUUGGCGACAUCAUCGCUCUCUGCCAAAUCGCCUGGAAGCUUGCCGAAGCCUUGGGAACUGGCCCUACAGGAGCCGGUGCCGAGUAUCGCGAGCUCCGUGAGACACUCGACAGGCUUAUCAGGGUCCUCACAACCGUUGUCACGACACACCAACACCGGAACGGACCGCCAUCUAAUUUGAACGACAUCGAACGCGACAUUCUAGCUCUUGUCAACGAGUGCGGUGGCCUGAUACAGGAUGCUUUAACCAAGCUCAGCGGCCGCUACGGCCAGAGUUUGAGCCAGUCAGGAGUUAGGAAUGUGCUGAAGAAGAUUGGAUUCUCCAUCAGGGACAGGAAGGAGGCGGAGAACCUGAGGAACAAGCUUUCUGAGAGGAUGGACAGCAUAUCCCUACUGUCGGGGCUAGCCGCCAAGCAGUCGGCGCAGGUGGACACCGCCUCGAUAAUAGCCCGUAUCGAUCGAUUCCACGAGACAUCCGCCCGACAAGGCCAAGCUUGCGAAAGCUUGGUGGUAACCACGCGACACCAGAGCCGGGAGCUCCGGGCGAUUAAACAACGGGUUGAGGAUGUUGCAUCAGCCUCGCAAGUUGCCCAAGUGUCAGUUUAUGCUAUCCAAGCCCUUCUGAUGCAGAUGGUGCAGGGGCUUGUCAGCCUGCAAGCAUUCUUCUUCGGGUGGCUAGCUCUGUGCAGCCCGAGGCUAGACCCGACGAGCGGUCUCCCCGUGCGCCUCGAAGACCCAAUGGGUAGCGUUCUAGAGCUCCCUUUCGAUUGUUUAUAUGGCUGGCGGGACUUGGACUACAUUAUCCGAAGGCGGUUUGAGGCGUUGAGGCUCAAGGGCUACGAGAAAAUACUGAGGCGUCAGUAUGCAUUGGAAGAUGACUGCUCCGGGAGAGAUUUGGAUCGGUCUCGGCCGCCAAAGGCAUGGCUCCGGCGGGGGAUGAAGGUCAACAUGAGCAUGAUUUUCGCCACGGGACAGCAUUUGACCAGAGAUCAAUGCCCCCGAUGUCAGAUGGCGGUGGUCACUAUGGAAGAAGUUACUGUGCAGUGCAAGACUGCGAACUGUGGGAUGUGGUUCCGUGUUUCGGCGAGCAUGAAACGUGUCCGCGAGGUCGAGGAUGAUACUGAAGACGACGGUACGGGAGAAUGCCAGCAAAGGCCACGAGGGAAACGGAGCAGAACAGAUUCUGGGGACGCCAUGGUAGCAGGUUGCGAACCCUCCGACUUCCAACGUGUUAGGCUACUUAAAGCGCAGCCAGAAACCGAAGUAACAACAACCUCGAUUGAGUUGGGGACUCCGUUGGAGGGUGUCGGUAUCCGUUGCUGGCGUCCCAGGUUUCGCGUUUGGUAUUGCUGUCGGUGCGGCGAUGGUCCUCUCAAUUCACAGUUAAUUGUGGGUUGCACUGUCUGCGUGCACCACAGGUGCCGAGGCUGUGAGGGCUUCGAAGUAGUGGAUCGGGAGACGGAACAGGGCCAGUAAGGCCGGACGGGCGGAGCAUACACCUGGCUUUCCGGUGAGGCGGCGGCAUAGUAAUGAAUCCAAACUGACGACCACAAAUCACAUACAACGGAUGGUAACAUACGC